UGUUUCCAUUUCAAAUUUUCUCCUAUUUCGAUACCUCCGCCAAAUCUUCUUCUUCAUUCUUCCCAAUCACAUUACUCUCUCUCUCUCUCAUCUCUCUGAGCUGUUUCAUCAAUACAACAGCAUUUAACUCCAUUCUCCAGAAAUCCCCUCCCAAAUUCAAACCCUAACUAUUAAACAAUUGAUAUUUUUCUACCAAAAUCGUUUUUGAAUGGUUCUUCAUUACUGAUGGCGUCAUCAGCGUUCAAAUCGACGACUCGGAGAACCACCUUAGGUGGAAGUGACGGCUCCUCCGGCAACAACUCCAGUAACAACAAAGCUCAUCGCCGUUCCAGGAGUCUCAGCCGAGUUGCCCACGGUCCACGGCGCUAUGAGGAGCCGGAGUCUACACCGGCUGACUUAGGGUACAAUGCAGGUCCACGUGGCAAAUUCGUAAAUACGACUAGAGGAUCAGGAGUUCCUGAAAUCAGCCUUGAUGAUCUCGCUAUUGAAUUCUUCUCUCAGGAAGAGGAGAGAGAAAACAGUGACCGUAGUAGUUUAGGAAGGCGUGCGUCGAUUGGGCAUUGGGCGAGUGAAACGGCGUCGUCGAGGAGGCGUGGUAGGUCAGUAUCGAGGCAGGGUUCGAAAGGCGUCACUGCUGGUGAUAGGAAGAGCGUUGCUGCUGAUCGUUCACGGAGUAAGGUAGCCACGUCAGAUGCUAGUUCGAGAAGGAGGAGGUCGGUUUCUGCUGUUCGAUAUCAGAUUAGCGAUUCCGAGAGUGAUGCAGAUCAUUAUCGAAAUUCCAGCAGCCAAAUGGACAUUAAGAAGAACCAGAGCAACAGAAUUAGUGACUUUCCUUCAUCACUGAAGCCAACAGCUGUAAAUAAUCCACAAUUAAAGAGGUCUUUUAGCCAAAAAGACAUGUCACUGUCACAUGAUGGCUACUCUAGUCACUCUUCUGCCUUGACUGAUGAUGACACAAAGGAUGCUCGUACCGGUAAAAAUAGCAUCGAGAAAACCAUUCGAGCAGUUUAUGCGCAGAAAAAGGGUGAGCACCCAACUGGGGAUGUUGUGAAUGGUGAACUGUACGAAGCAAUGAGAAAAGAACUCAGGCAUGCUGUUGAAGAAAUCAAAACUGAACUUGAACAAACCAUGGGGAAGAAAACUAGUGGCUCCAAGUCAGGUCAUGUGGCCAGAAAGAAUUAUGUAACGAAAUUGGAGCAGGAAGACCAGAGAGGUAGGGAUCGACGGAUUGUCAAAGAUCUUCCUGAUACAAAAAAUUCUGCUGCUGGGCAGAAACAACCACGUAGAAAGAGAAGCAAUGAUAGAAGCAGGACAUCAACACAAUUGAAUGAGGAGGCAGAGAAGUUUUUUGAGGAUUUCAUUGCAAAUAUAGAAGAUACAGAUUUUUCUUCAUUUGAUGGAGAAAGAAGUGAUGCUAGUUCCACAUUAGGAGGAAUAGCUAAGCCAAGGGAUAGUAUAACUUAUGGGGAAGCUGUUAAUCAGAGUCCAGCAGGAUCUAAUUGUCAUCCUGUGGGAACGGAUGGGGUUAUCUUACCCUGGUUACAGUGGGAGACAAGCAAUGAUGGUUCUUUCACUCCCACAAAAGAAAUGCAAACUCCUGUUAGUAGGAAAACGUCAAUAUGUGAUGCAAGACAGGACAUCACCUCCCCUCAGAAUGAUAGUAGUUAUUCCAUCAGCAGCCAUGGGAGUUGGAGCCCAGCAAUUCUGCAGAGUCAACAGAAGAAUAGAGCAAUCUAUACGAUUGAAGAUGGGGGAAACAUAUCCGGAGAACUUGAAAGUAGCCAAAGUUCAGGAUUUGAUAUGGCGGAAUAUAACAAGCUUAAACGAAAUGAAGAGCUGUUGUUUGAAAGGUACAGAGAACGAAAUAGAAUUAGUUCAGGUGGUCUUUUACUUUGUGGUCAUUUUCUCUAGUGCUGAUACUCAUUUGCAGCUAGUAAAGUAUAUAACUUGAGCAAUUUAGUCGGAGUACCAAAAAUUUACAUGUAGUCAGUCUUGGAGUUGGAAUACACUCCAUCUUGGGUUUUGGUCGGUAACUUAAUAAUGAUUGGACACGCCAAGUCACCAACCACGA
Molecule: messenger RNA, 2071 nt
Organism: Lycium barbarum (goji berry)
Lineage: Eukaryota; Viridiplantae; Streptophyta; Magnoliopsida; Solanales; Solanaceae
Exons: 8
Coding region: 226-1911 (561 amino acids)
Source: RefSeq, a predicted model, not a curated record